AUGAGCACAUUACAACUUCUUGGUUGUGCACGACGUAUUACAUCUAUUUUGCCUGUUCAACGGUCUGCUAUUCGAUUAGCUACUCGUCCCAGUGGCCCAACACAAGGAGGAGGCCAGAAGGUCAAUGAUGAUAAACGAAAUCCGGUAGAUCAACCAUGGAAUAAAUCAGCAAAAAAAGUUGGAUCUGAACCUGAUUCCUCUACACCAAGUCCCCAAGAUUCUAAACAACAAGGUGAAACAUAUAAUAAAACGCAAAAAAAUUAUGAACGUAAUCAAAAUUCUGACCAACGAUCGAAAUUUGUACAAGCGGAUAAAGCACGAGAGAGUUUAGAACAACAAACAUCAAAUAAACACCAAGAAUAUGGUACACGCCUUUCUCAUCCUGGAAAUAUAUCAGAUACACCAUCGUCAUCAAACUCAAGUACGCCACCGACUAGUAGUACUUCACAGAAGCAAUCAUCGAAUAGACAGUCCGCUCCCGAAAAGAGAGCGGAAGGUGAUAGUUUGUCACGUGGUUCAAAGAACACGAUGGGUGGAAAGAAAGAUGGUACUGAAAGCGGAGAUAAAUAUACUUACAAGACACCAAAUAAAUCUGGAUCAAAAAGUGUUAAUAAAAGCAGUGGCGGUGACGGUAACAAAGAUUCAUCUCCGAAAUAA
Molecule: messenger RNA, 657 nt
Organism: Didymodactylos carnosus
Lineage: Eukaryota; Metazoa; Rotifera; Eurotatoria; Philodinida; Philodinidae
Source: the annotation of a GenBank genome assembly